This is a messenger RNA of Lepisosteus oculatus (spotted gar), 2141 nucleotides long. It is a transcript of the gene nsmce4a, whose product is annotated as NSE4 homolog A, SMC5-SMC6 complex component. Gene Ontology annotation, cellular component: Smc5-Smc6 complex; nucleus. Gene Ontology annotation, biological process: DNA repair. The record is from RefSeq and is a predicted model, not a curated record. NCBI's taxonomy places the organism in Eukaryota, Metazoa, Chordata, Actinopteri, Semionotiformes, Lepisosteidae.
CGGACGAUAACACGAUCGCGUUUUACUUCCGGUUCAGCACAUAGACGUCUACUUGAAAACAUUGGCGGCUGGUGCACGAGAAUAAACAAACCGAAAGUUUAAAAAAGCUCAUCUCUGUAGCCUUGAGGCGGGUUGUGGCUAUUGAGGUGCCCCACAGGAGCCGGCAGAGAUGUCUGAAGCAAGAAGAGCGAGCCACAGGUCACAGGAGGCCCCUGCGCCACCGCAAAAUGGCGUUGGGGUUCAGAGGCGGGCUGGGGAGGACAGCAAUGAGGAGGAGGGCUCUCGGCCAGGGGGCUCCAACAUUCACGAGGAGGAUGACCCGGCCACUCGCCGCCUCAUCAGGCACCAGUACAGGGAGCUCAUCAACAACGUGCAGCAGAACCGAGAAGAUAUGCUGAGUCCCAACAACAACAAGCUCACUGAAGCUUUAGAGGAGGCCAAUAAGCUUUUUGUAAAUGUCCGCCAGGCACGCGAGGCUGCCCUGGACUCACAGUUUCUGGUGUUGGCCACUGACCUGGGCAAGGAGAAGGCCAGCCAGCUGCACGCCGAGGGCACCAUCUUCGACCCUUCUGCCUUCGCAGAGCACCUGUUGUCGUUCAUGGGCCUGAACCGGCUGGAGGAGGAGGAGGAUGACAGUGAUGAGGAGGGGGUUGCUGGAGGCUUCCUUCCCCAAGACGCCUGGCACCAGCUGGGCAGGGAAGCAGAGAAGUGCUUCAGAACAUCUCCUUCUUUCCAUUUCAUGUUUGGCUCCUUCCUUCCAGAGCCCCCUCCCCCUCGACAGCGAGUAGAAAGACAGAGAAGAGCUCCCACCAAGGAUGUGCGCAGGAUUAUGCCCACACAGCUGAAGAAAAUGGAAGAAUCCUACCAGGAAGCUACAGAAAAAGAGGUGGAGAGAAUCCUUGGUUUUCUACAGAGCUACCAUGACGACGAUCCCACAGUUCCUAUUUCUUACUUUGACUUUGUGAUUGAUCCCAAAUCCUUUUCUCGCACUGUGGAAAACAUCUUCCAUGUGUCUUUUCUGGUCAGGGAUGGCCUGGCCAAGAUCGAGCUGGACCAGUCCAGGCUCCCCAUUAUUGCUCCAGUAAAGGCUGAGGAGGAUGCGGGCAGUGGGCCAGGGCGGCAGCAGUGUGUCAUCUCCAUCAGUCCUCGCAGCUGGAAGGAAAUAAUUGAGACUUUUGAAAUUAAAGAAGCCUUAAUAACACCCCCGCCAACAGCUAAAGAAACUGAGUCUUGAUAAGAAGAGACCAGAAGAAUCCUAGAAAUUAAAGGCUGACCAUACUUUAUGCCCAGAACUCCUUUGAUAAGUUUGUUUUUUAAAUACUUUAUGCUUCAACUUUUGCACCACCAAAGAGCAAAUGUUUGUCUCUUAUCCUCAAACCUAAUUGGAUAACCAUUUCUUAAAAUAUUUUCGAGUGACUUUGUAAUGAAAAGUGUAAAAAAUCUUUAAACAGCUGUCUUUAUCUUAAUUAACCUAAGCACACAUCUGCUGAGCAUGUGCUGAGGAUGGUGACCGUGUUUCAUAGCUUUAGUUAUUGUCUUCAGACAGUUGUGUGACUCGUACUGGAGACCCUACAGUGCAAAGCCUUGCACCAGGGGUAUUUAGCUUAUAUUUAUUUUACAACCCGUUAUUUGUUUGCAAAACGUGACAUGGAAAUGUGGGCCGUGGUCUAACACAGUUAUUUUAACUCCAGAAUAUCCCCCCUUAAUGUUUACAUGUAUGUUAGUAGUUGGUAUUCUCUUGAUUAGUUUAGAGACAUACACAGUACUGUUUAAGUAAAGGGCUGGUUCAGCAGCUCUAUCAGCAUGAUGACACUGAACAAGAGCCUACAUGAGAAAAGGACAUUUAGCAUGUUUUAUUUUGAUUUAAUUGAUCUGUAAACUGACUAGCAUAGAGGGUGAGGUGGUAAAACGUUGUAUAAUUGUACUGUUUUACAUCUUCAUUCUUCAUCUGGUUAAUACCUGAUGUUCACGUGCCCCUGUGCACAGAUGACACAGAGCCACAGAUUUUAAUUGGUUUUUAUAGAUUUGUUUUAUGUAUUAAAGUGCCUCGAAAUAAGGGAUGUCUCCAAUAACUUUACAUUUUUUUAAAUAUAUUUUUCUUGUAUUUUAUUCAUUCAGAUUUGUAAAGAGUUUUGUUUUCC